Molecule: messenger RNA, 3599 nt
Organism: Spirodela intermedia
Lineage: Eukaryota; Viridiplantae; Streptophyta; Magnoliopsida; Alismatales; Araceae
Source: the annotation of a GenBank genome assembly
AUGGGGAGGUCUCCAGUAUCUGCUGCCUUUGUGGGGCUGGUAGGAGGGCAGUCCAUCUUGACCACCAUGAAGUUUGCCGUCCUGCCGAUCGCAAAGGUCUUUACGGUGUGCUUCCUGGGAUUUCUCAUGGCCUCCAAGCACGUUAACAUCCUGCCAUCUGCUGGUCGGAAGCUUCUAAACGGGGUACGCAGUGGAUCCACUUCUGUAAUUGCCUUUCUCUCACUUGCAGGAGAUGAGAUAUCCGAUCUCGAAUUAUUUCCCAAUCCAUGGUAGAACUCAAUAUGAUCAUUCAUAUUAGAAAAUAUCACCUGUCUCCAGAAUUAUUCCAAAAUAGCUUACAACGAGAACAUGAACAUUCACAAUUCAUGAGAAUCACCCCUCUCUCUCUCUCUCUCUCUCUCUCUCUCUCUCUCUCUCUCUCUGUUGUGUCGUGGCUCCUGUUUCUACUUCUCAUCUGAACCCCUGUUGCAGCUGGUUUUCUCCCUUCUUCUCCCAUGUCUGAUAUUCUCUCAGCUCGGAAGGGCGAUUACGUUGCAGAGAAUGAUGGAAUGGUGAGGACUCAGAUUUUCUAACCCCGGGGAAGAUUCAGACCAUAAAUGGUGUAAAUUCCAUGAUCUUGCUGAUAAGAUUGUUUGUCUGAAUAUUCAUGCAGGUGGUUUAUUCCUGUCAACAUUGUUCUUGCCACAAUAUCAGGUUCAUUAAUAGGUUUUCUCGUUGCAUCUGUCAUACGGCCUCCUUAUCCAUACUUCAAAUUCACCAUCAUCCACAUCGGCAUUGGUACAAGUUGCUCUCUCCCUUCAUGAACAAUUACAGAUCUCUAUGAACGUUUACCAAAAUAAAUUGUCAUACAAAAUUUAUACUACAUUUUUUUCAUUUUCAUAUUAAAUUUGUUUUGGAUCCCGAUUUUAUCUGCCUUUUAAUUGCAGGAAAUAUUGGAAAUAUUCCUCUUGUUCUAAUUUCUGCCUUAUGCCGUGAUACAUCAAACCCUUUUGGCGACUCCGACAAAUGCAGUGAGGAUGGGACUGCAUAUAUUUCCUUUGGCCAAUGGGUAUAUCACCUCUAAUUUUUUCAUUAAGAUCACCCGGACCUACAUUUUUUUAUGGAAAAUUCUAUUUUUGUUUUUUUUCUAAUUAUCUUUCUUUAUUUCAUUAGAGUUCUUUUCUCGGCACUAUUGCUCUAUUGGUUCCUUUUGAACUCUUGAGGUAGACUGGUGUCUGGAUUCUUUGGUUUAUUGCUCAUUAGGAUGAUUAUCAUGGGUGGGCUCAAACCUAGCAUACAUUUUUUGGAAAAAAAAGGGUUUUAUUCUCUUGUAGUUCCCAGUUCAUCAGAAAGUUCAUCAUGGUGGGCCCGACCCUGAUGAACCUCUUACGGGGAAAAUUUUCAUGUAGCUAAUGAUAUCAAUUUAUGUUUAUUUAACUUUCCUGGGUGAUUUUUUCAAACAUAGAUAGUUAAUUUUCAUCUGCUCAUUCUCGGGGACUCAGCUUUGCUUUUUUACUUUCCAAGGCACCACCACCCAGCAAAAAAAAAACUAUUUUUUUCAGCUUGGUCCACUCUAAUUUUAUUUUAUUUUAUUGGGUAUUUAAUAUUUACGAAUUAUUUUUUAUAUGUUUUUUCAGGUGGGUGCUAUUGUACUGUACACCUAUGUGUUUCAGAUGCUCUCACCUCCACCAGGAGGCUCCUUUGAUUGCACUAAAGAAAGUGCCCUUCCCAUUAAGAGCCUCCUUCCUGAUCUUCCUCCCGAGCAAGUGCCUCUUUUAAAAGCAAAACAAUCUGAGCCUUUGGAUCUCGAUGGUUCAGACAAAGGAAAGGUAGGCGGUUUCUUUUCUAUAUUUUUCCAAUCUAUGCUCCCCGACCCUUUAAAAAAUAUUUUUCUCAAUUUAUGUAUUUUUUCCUCAAAGGAGUAAUCAUUUCUCCAUCUUUUUCAGAAGGGAGUAAUUAUAACUUAAUAUGAAGGAAUAUAACACCGUUCACCUUUCAAACUUUGGCUUAGUUGUGUUGGAUUAUUUCUCAUUUAAGAUUGAAAUUUAUAGAAUUAAAUUUAUCAACCCUUGUGGUUGAUACUACCCAAAAAACUUCAAGAUUUUGCAUCAAAUCUCUUUCUGAGAAUAAAAAUAAGUAUGUUGUAUUUAAUAUCAUAAGAAAUUUAUUAUUAUUAUUAUUAUUAUUAUUUAACUUUUUGGGAUUUUUCAGGACCUAACAAGCUCCAUAGAUGUUUCCUCGAUUGGGUGCCCCCCUCCUUUCCCCAAGAUCUCCCACGACAGUGUGUCAUUUGUCUUCCCAAGCAAGGUGUUCUUCAAAGUUUUCCAAAAAUAGAUGCCGUUGGAUGGAUGUCUCUUGUAGACCAAGCUCAUCGUUCACAGGUUUCUCUAUGCAGAUUACUCACAACCUGAUCUUUCUUCUGGACAAGCUGAGGCUGAAGCAGCUUCUCCAGCCCCCAAUCGUUGCCACCGUGAGUAACCAUGAUCGAGUGAAGCUCGAUUGGGUCAUGGGUUCUCCAUCGAUCUUACCAACUGAAUCAUGCCCUUUAUUCCUUGUAGUUUGUUCCUUCUUUUUGAUCUGAAAAAAGUCGGGUAACUGGUAUAUUUGCAUGAUAAUUAGUCAGUAAUCUAUUUAUUAUUAUUAUUAUUAUAUUUAAUUGCUAUUGGCCUAAUUUCUGUUUUUUUUCCGACAGAUGCUGGCCAUGCUUUUUGGUGCAGUUCCUUUUCUGAAGCGCCUGAUUCUCACAGAUGAUGCCCCUCUCUUCUUCAUCACCGAUAGCUGCAUAAUUCUCGCGUAUGGAUUUAUAUAUCUUUAUGUUUUUUUUAAUUUGGGUUUUUUUUUCUUGUGCAUUAUUUCUAGAAUAAUCCACUUGCUUCACUUCUGUUCUUGCUUAUCAUUUUUAUUUUAUAUACUUUAUUAUUUUUAGAUAAUUAUUAUUUUAAAAUAAGAUCUGACUUUACCGCGAAUAAAUCCAGGGAAGCCAUGAUUCCAUGCAUUCUGCUGGCUCUGGGGGGGAAUCUCAUCGACGGUGGGAAAAUUUCUGUUCUCUGCUUCUUCCCAGAAUGGAGGGAUGAUUGUUCUUGUUCUUUCAGGGCCUGGAAGCUCCGAGCUGGGAGUGAGGACUACGGCCGCCAUUGUGGUGGGGCGGCUGGUGCUGGUGCCGUUGACCGGAGUGGGGAUCGUGUCUCUGGCGGACAAGCUGGGGUUCCUCCCCAGAGGGAAUAAGAUGUUCAAGUUCGUUCUCCUGCUCCAGCACUCCAUGCCCACUUCAGUUCUCUCUGGUAAUUUCCCUCUGCUCCCCCACUGUAGAUAGAUACAUAGCUAGAGAGAGAGAGAGGUGGUAUGGGAGUAAUUCCCUCUGCCCAGUUCUGCUGCUCUAGAUAGAUAGAUAGUUAGAUAGUUAGAGAGAGAGAGAGAGAGAGAGAGAGAGAGAGAGAACUGGAAUGGGAUUAAUCCAGCUGAUUUGAUCGUCUUCUUCUUCUUGUGGGGGAACUGAAGGGGCUGUGGCGAAUCUGAGAGGCUGCGGAAGGGAGGCAGCCGCGACGCUCUUCUGGGUCCACAUCUUCGCCAUCUUCUCAAUGGCCGGAUGGAUCGUUCUCUAUCUGAACAUCCUCUUCUGA